Messenger RNA from Salvelinus namaycush (lake trout), 947 nucleotides. RefSeq names its product trypsin-1-like. Lineage: Eukaryota; Metazoa; Chordata; Actinopteri; Salmoniformes; Salmonidae. Gene Ontology annotation, biological process: proteolysis. The transcript has 6 exons. Gene Ontology annotation, molecular function: serine-type endopeptidase activity. The record is from RefSeq and is a predicted model, not a curated record. The coding region runs from base 98 to 826 and encodes 242 amino acids.
AUCAAACAGUUCCAUUAAACGGGGCGGCACACCUGAUUCUGCAUAUAUACCAGGGGUGCAGAUUAGCCCCUUUCAUCGACAGGAUCAUACAGCAACCAUGAUUUCUCUGGUCUUCGUUCUGCUCAUUGGAGCCGCUUUCGCCACGGAGGACGACAAGAUUGUCGGAGGGUAUGAGUGCAAGGCCAACUCCCAGCCCCACCAGGUGUCUCUGAACUCUGGGUACCACUUCUGUGGUGGCUCCUUGGUCAAUGAGAACUGGGUUGUGUCUGCUGCUCACUGCUACAAGUCCCGUGUGGAGGUGCGUCUGGGCGAGCACAACAUCAAGGUGACUGAGGGUAGCGAGCAGUUCAUCUCUUCAUCCCGCGUGAUCCGUCACCCCAACUACAGCUCCUACAACAUCGACAAUGACAUCAUGCUGAUCAAGCUGAGCAAGCCCGCCACCCUCAACACCUACGUGCAGCCUGUUGCUCUGCCCAGCAGCUGUGCCCCCGCUGGCACAAUGUGUACCGUCUCUGGAUGGGGAAACACCAUGAGCUCCACUGCUGACAGCAACAAGCUGCAGUGCCUGAACAUCCCCAUCCUGUCCUACAGCGACUGUAACAACUCCUACCCUGGCAUGAUCACCAACGCCAUGUUCUGCGCUGGAUACCUGGAGGGAGGCAAGGACUCUUGCCAGGGUGACUCCGGUGGCCCUGUGGUGUGCAAUGGUGAGCUUCAGGGUGUUGUGUCCUGGGGUUACGGAUGUGCUGAGCCCGGUAACCCCGGUGUCUACGCCAAGGUGUGCAUCUUCAAUAACUGGCUGACCAGCACCAUGGCCACCUACUAAGUCUGAUCCUAGCUUCGGUCCUCCAGCAUGGUCCCAGAACUCUACAACAUCCUGUGCAGUUCAACAUCUACCUUUUAUACUGGAGAUUAAAUACUAAUGACAAAUAAAGCAUUUAACAUCA